Molecule: messenger RNA, 1785 nt
Organism: Sturnus vulgaris (Common starling)
Lineage: Eukaryota; Metazoa; Chordata; Aves; Passeriformes; Sturnidae
Gene: TP53INP1
Product: tumor protein p53 inducible nuclear protein 1
Biological process (GO): autophagosome assembly; positive regulation of DNA-templated transcription
Cellular component (GO): nucleus; autophagosome
Source: RefSeq, a predicted model, not a curated record
GGAGCGGCGGGGGGCGUGGCCGGCGGCCGGUCCGUCAGCUGCGCCGGGCCCUGACAACAAAGGGCUCCGCGGAGGCGGCCGGGCGCGGGGCUGGACUGGCCGUGGUCUGGGUUUCACGUAAACUGUUUACAAGUCAUGCUUUUCCUGUACCUAAGCUGAUAAAGCAUCUAUGCACUUUAGUCCCAAGUCUGUGCCACUCUGCUAGUAGUGUGAGCUGUGCCUUGAACCUUGGAUAUAAAGACUUACCAGCCAAAGUCUUGUUCCUGCCUUAGUAAUGUUCCAGAGGUUAAAUAACAUGCUCAUGGGAGAGAUUGAUAGCUUGUCCAGCCAAAAGCCAGAGUUCAGUGAGAAAGAAGAUGACGAAUGGAUUCUGGUUGACUUUAUAGCAGACGCUUGCACUAAUUGCUCUGUGGAGGAAGCAGACCUUGUUGAACCAUCAGCCACGGACAGCUCGCCUGUCUUCUCUUGUUUAUCAUCGCCCUUGGAACACUUGCCAGAGGCCAGCGAGUCUUGCUUCAUCCAGUUUGAGUCAUGUCCUAUGGAGGAGAGCUGGUUUAUUACCCCUCCCCCAUGUUUUACUGCAGGUGGAUUAACCACUAUCAAAGUGGAGACCAGUCCGAUGGAGAACCUCUUAAUAGAGCAUCCCAGCAUGUCUGUGUAUGCUGUCCACAACACCUGCCACAGCCUUAAUGAGACUGCAUGUGGGGAUGAGGAGUUUCACAGCCCAAGUAGUCCCAGACUGGAGGCCCGAAAUGAAACAGGACAGCGUGUUCACUGCUACGUCACGGCUCUUGCUACUAGUUCAACUUUUCUGGAAAAAAACAAGAGCUUUCGUCCUACCCACUGGAUAAAAGAACAUAAUGAAAGACACUAUCUCAACAGAAACAGUCUCCGUCGCCUGAACCUGACCCGGGAUUGCCACUCUCGGCAAAUCAAGCACAACGGACUGUUUGUUCACCAGCCUUGCCAGCGUCAGUUCAAUUACUGAUGGUUCUUGUGGUUUUAAUCUAUGGGCUAAUUGUUCCUUAGGUUACUCUUGUGUAGGUAAGUGUGGUCAAUCUGAAGCUGAUCGUCAAUCCCUCAAACACAAUCGUAACUAGUGUUGCAUUCUUUUCAAAAGUUAUAUAAAUCUUCAAACAUCUUGCAUCAAGUUCUAAAUGUUGAUGUUAAAUAUCAGUGUCUUGGAAGCCUAUCAGUACUAUAGUUUGUGUGCUGUUUUAUAAACUAUGAUGUAUAGAUGGGUUCUUAGUUGGUAUUUUAAGGAAACUUAACUGAAAUGGAAAUCAGUUACAUUUUGCAUUAAUCAAAAUGGAGUUAGAAAUUGAGGUUAGCCACGUGCUUUAAUGACCAGUACUUGACAGCUUGUAUAUCUGUCUGUAUUCAGCAUAUAUGAUUAUUUUCCAAUAAGGAAAUACUAUAGCUGCCAGUGGAUAUUACAUAGCUGCAUUGAGCUGUUUCAAGAAGGACAUCUCAUCUAAAUUCCUAGAACUUACUUGUGUUAGUGGGGUCUGUGUAGGUGAGCUGGGUACUUGAUAUGGAUAUUGAAAGAGGGUUAAAUGUCCCACCAAUAUUAUUACAGUACAACAUGGUAUUGGUGUUACAGAUAUAGUACCUUACAGUGGAGUGGGAAGAAAAGUGAACCUUUGGGUGUAACAUGCAGAUGCACAACACAGAGAACUGAACUGGGUUUUACUAGGUAAAGUUUUAGUUUCUCUAUUUCUGUCUUUGAAGCAUGUAUUUCCCCUACCCUAUCUUAUUUAAUCUCUAGUCUAGUUAAAGGAAAAA